Molecule: messenger RNA, 2677 nt
Organism: Maniola jurtina (meadow brown)
Lineage: Eukaryota; Metazoa; Arthropoda; Insecta; Lepidoptera; Nymphalidae
Exons: 3
Coding region: 428-733 (101 amino acids)
Source: RefSeq, a predicted model, not a curated record
GUUGUAAUGGAUCUUGAAUCUUAAUGCCACUACGUCAGAAAUAUUUAUCAACUAACUACCUAGUGUUCAAUAGUUUAACUCGAUCAGAUGAAUGAUGCGCGAACGCAUAGGUGUCGAACGAGCAGAUUAACAUUAAUUAUUCAAAUUAUACAUUAUACAAUUGAAUUGUGCGCUUAUAAUCUAUAAAUUCCUUGUCUAUGGAUACAAACUAAAACGUCAGUUUGACAUAUUUGACAUUAACGUAAAGAAUGAAGAAAUCGAUAAUUUUGUCAAAUUCAAAUUGGCCCAAUUUUUUGUUUUGAAAACAUUGCCGAUUUUUAAAUAAUACGUAACUCAUAAUUACUAUAAAUAUAUUACAGUAAUUGAGCUUACAAUAAUAUCGAGUAGAUAUUGUGCUGUCCAAGUAAUGAAGUGACGCGACAGCGUAAUGGUUCACAAUAAAUGUCACAUUAAGAGUGAGUGGGCUAGCUGGGACGCUUACAGGAUGUCGGAUCUGAUGGACAUGGUCUACACCACUGCAGGAGUAAUGCUGGUGAUGCUCCUCUUGAUCUGCCUUUGCUGUGUGUUUAUGAAAAUAAGUGACUUAAAGCUGCAGCGUUACAUAGUGCAGACUGCAAAACAGAAGGGCCUGAACGUGGACCUCGACAAGUUGAAUCCAAGAUACAGACCCCAAUCACCGCACGCCCAUGAGAACUGCACCAUUAUGGUACCUGAUGUGGGGAUAGUACUGUAGAAAUAUUUAUCAUUGUGCAGUUUGUUAUCAUCAUUGUCAACGGAUAGAUAGAUACUGGACAUGGUCUCUUAAAGGGACUUUUACAUGCUAUGGCAUCGCCUGAAACCAGAGGUUCCAUGUGACUUGUUUGAUGUUGUCUGACCAAGUACUGGGGGAGUCUGCCAAUGCUGUUCUAUCCGAGGCGAGGAUGCCAUUCUAAGCUACAUGUCUUUCUAUUCAUUUGGUGAGAGGCUGUGGUUAGACGACGCGAACAUUUUCGUGUGUGGUACAGCGCUUGGUAACUGCGCUCUCAUCAUCAUCAUCAUCAGCCUGCGGACGUCCACUGUUGGACAUAGGCCUUCCCUAAAGAGCGCCACCGCACCCGGUCCUCAACCUUCCUCAUCCAGCCACUUCCCGCCAGCCGCUUUAUAUCGUCGGUCCAUCGUGCUGGAGGGCUUGCUUAAACGCGGGCUUCACUUAAAGACUUUCCGGUUUCAACGGCCAUCGUCUCUACGACAGGCAUGGCCUACCCACUGCCACUUCAGCUUGCUAAUAGUUUGGGCUAUGUCAGUACCUUGGUUCUCCUGCGCAUCUCUUCAUUUCGGAUCCUAUCCCUUACCGCUCUGCGCUCUGGUGUUCGUUAAUUGUGAAUGUUAACUUUGUUUCUUCUUCUUUGUCGUAACACUCUUAGCAUUGCAGUCGUGGUCAUCACGAAGUGACGUUUUUGGGCGCAGAUGUUAUACGCCUCACGAGCAUUCGCCACUUGUCCCUGCUGGUCAAUACUCUGGUACACUCGUGCACGACACCACCCACAGCGGACUUAAUUUGAUCGGUCCAUCGCGUAGGCAAUCUUGUUUACUAGGCAACAAAAUUCAAACUCCCAAUAACCAAAAUAACACAGUCUCCAUGAUGCCACCCUGCCAUCUGCCCGUUUCAUUUCUCUAGCGUUCUAGUCAUCAUCUUUCUCAACUCAGCACCUGCCUAGCGUGUGUCUCCUCUCAGAAUGAUAAGAGGUUCAGGCUAUAAUCCACUGGACACGUGUGUAUUGGCAUACUUCAUCUUUGAGAAUAAUAUGGAGAACUCGCAAGCCGUUCCAGUUAUUUAUGUACUCCAGUCAUAACCCUUCAUCCCUUUGUCGUUCUCUGCGAUAAAAAUUAUACCAAAAACAAAUUUUUGUCAACAUGGAUGUGGCUUUAUACAAGGUUUAGAAAACCACAAAUGAAGGAAUCGAGGCUUUUAUUUCGAAAUUUUUUAUAGUUGUUUAAAAAAAAAUUUGAUGAUUUACACUUAGUGUUUUUUAUAAAGGCGUUAUCAUGAUAGGAAUUUUAUUUAGAGACAAAUACAUUUGUAACACUUUUGUCGAUUGUAAGUUUAUAAUCAAAACAUUUUAUGUGAAAAGUCGCUAGUUUGUAAGUGACAUAUUAAGGAUUACUUAGUACCGCCAUACAUGUACAAAGAACCAGGUUUUCAGUAUUGACGGUAUUCAUAACGGGAAUAUAGGCCAACCCACACCAACUUGUUGGUACCUAUAACUGGAAACUGUUUCUUUAUGGAAGCAUCCUUAGACUGCUCGAUGCUGUGGAUAGUUGAUCGCUUGAGCAGUUGUCAACAGCAAUCAACUGCUUAAAUCAGUUCUAGCUGUAGAUAUAUGGUUGCACUAAGUAAUAAGAGUUCAGACUUGCCUUAUCCUGUGUCUUUUCUAUUAAAAUUGUGUGUUUGUGUAAAUGAGGGUACCUAUGAUCUAUCUCAGAAUGAAAUAGGGACAACAUUGAUAAUGCAAUUAUACUAUUUUCAAAAUACCAUGAUAUGGGUGACAGUUCCCAAUUAUCCAUUUCACCAUAAUGCUUGUACUUCUUUCUAGAAAGGAGAAUAAUGAGUUAUAAUAAAAAUAAUGGAUAUUAUCACUGUAAUGAAAAUAUAGAUUGCCUCUAGAAAUCGAUACAAAAAUCUCAGUCUAAGUUAAUU